This is a messenger RNA of Pneumocystis murina B123, 762 nucleotides long. RefSeq lists its product as hypothetical. The coding region runs from base 1 to 762 and encodes 253 amino acids. The record is from RefSeq and is a predicted model, not a curated record. The transcript is spliced from 11 exons. NCBI's taxonomy places the organism in Eukaryota, Fungi, Ascomycota, Pneumocystomycetes, Pneumocystales, Pneumocystaceae.
AUGAAUCGUGCAGCUUCAGUAGGUGCUCAAGUUUGUUUUUUUCCAGAGGCUAGUGAUUUUAUUGGGCUUAAUCAUGAGGAUUCUAUGAAGCUUACAUUUUCUCAUGAGAGAGAAGUGUUUAUUAAUGAAUUUAAAGAACAUGUAAAACUUUUAAAAAUACAUGCUUCUGUAGGUGUUCAUGAACCUAUUUUGUCAAAAGACCUUAUUGCAAAUGUGUGUCUUUGGAUAGAUGACGAAGGAAAUGUUAUACAUAAAUAUCAAAAGCUGCAUUUGUUUUCUAUUAAUGCUGUUGAUCAUCAAAGAAUGAAAGAAUCAAAGUAUAUAGAAGGAGGGAAAAGUAUUGUUCCUCCAUUUAAAACACCUAUUGGCAAUGUUGGAUUAGCCAUAUGCCACGAUUUAAGGUAUCCUGAAAUGUCUAUAAAACUUCGAAAUCUUGGAGCAGAAGUUAUCACCUAUCCAUCUGCGUUUAUUUCUAGAACCGGUGCUGAUCAUUGGACAACGCUAUUAUGUGCACGAGCGAUUGAAACUCAGGAAAGUAUUUCUUAUGUAAUAGCCGCAAAUCAGGCUGGCAAACAUAAUGAAACUCGUGAAAGUUAUGGACAUAGCAUGAUUGUAGAUCCUUGGGGUAUUGUACUCGCAUCUUGCUCUACUGCUUCAAGAGAGCCAUCUUUUUGUAUUGCAGAUAUUGAUUCCUCACUUGUUCACAAGGUUAGAAAAGAAUUACCUCUUACUAGAAGAAAUGAUGUGUAUCCUAAGAUAUAA